Messenger RNA from Mesoplodon densirostris (Blainville's beaked whale), 2856 nucleotides. RefSeq names its product TEF transcription factor, PAR bZIP family member (gene TEF). Gene Ontology annotation, molecular function: RNA polymerase II cis-regulatory region sequence-specific DNA binding; DNA-binding transcription factor activity, RNA polymerase II-specific. Lineage: Eukaryota; Metazoa; Chordata; Mammalia; Artiodactyla; Ziphiidae. Gene Ontology annotation, cellular component: nucleus. The transcript is spliced from 4 exons. The record is from RefSeq and is a predicted model, not a curated record. Gene Ontology annotation, biological process: regulation of transcription by RNA polymerase II. Bases 63 to 974 code for a protein of 303 amino acids.
CUCAGUCCCAUCUCGGGGGGCGGGCGGGGGAGGCGAGGCGCGCGAGCAGAGCGCGGGGCACGAUGUCCGACGCGGGCGGCGGAAAGAAGCCGCCUGUAGAGCCGCAGGCGGGGCCGGGCCCGGGGCCGGGGCGCGCAGCCGGGGAAAGGGGCCUGCCGGGCUCCUUCCCUCUGGUCCUGAAGAAGCUGAUGGAGAACCCCCCGCGCGAGGCGCGCCUAGAUAAGGAAAAGGGGAAGGAAAAGCUGGAGGAAGACGAGGCUGCAGCAGCCAGCACCAUGGCCGUCUCUGCCUCCCUCAUGCCACCCAUCUGGGACAAGACCAUCCCAUAUGAUGGCGAGUCUUUCCACCUGGAGUACAUGGACCUGGAUGAGUUCCUGCUGGAGAACGGCAUCCCUGCCAGCCCCACCCACCUGGCCCAGAACCUGCUGCUGCCUGUGGCUGAGCUAGAAGGGAAGGAGUCGGCCAGCUCCUCCACGGCGUCCCCACCAUCCUCCUCCACCGCUGUCUUUCAGCCCUCGGAAACCGUGUCUAGCACAGAAUCCUCCCUGGAAAAGGAGAGGGAGACACCCAGUCCCAUCGACCCCAACUGCGUGGAGGUGGAUGUGAACUUCAAUCCCGACCCUGCCGACCUGGUCCUCUCCAGUGUGCCAGGCGGGGAGCUGUUCAACCCUCGGAAGCACAAGUUUGCAGAGGAGGACCUGAAGCCCCAGCCCAUGAUCAAAAAGGCCAAGAAGGUCUUUGUCCCCGAUGAGCAGAAGGACGAGAAGUACUGGACGAGACGCAAGAAGAACAACGUGGCGGCCAAGCGGUCCCGGGACGCCCGGCGCCUGAAGGAGAACCAGAUCACCAUCCGGGCGGCCUUCCUGGAGAAGGAGAACACAGCCCUGCGGACGGAGGUGGCGGAGCUGCGCAAGGAGGUGGGCAAGUGCAAGACCAUCGUGUCCAAGUACGAGACCAAGUACGGGCCCUUGUAACCCGUGCCCCUGCCCGGGCGCACUGCCUCACCUCAGACCUCUGCCUGGGACCCCUGAAACCCACCCCUGCGUGGAGACUUAUGACUCGUCGUGGGCGCAUGGCGGUGCACCUGCCCCAGGAGCCUUCACGUUCAAGCUUCAUUAUCACAUGGCCAGCACGGCUACUUCCCUGGGGGCCAGCCUCCUCCCUGGCGGGAUGCGAGAGAAUCUACGAGGUGGUGACUCAGCCUUAGUCUCUGUUCUUGGCUGUCUCAGUUGGACCGGAGGGGGACCUCUGGAGCAUGGGCUCUUCUUUUCCAGGGUACCCAGGCUUCCCUGACUCUCCCUGCUUCUCCAGCCUGGGCCGUCCAGGCCUGUCUCUGCAGAAUGAGUCAUGAUGGCUGUUGCCCUUACAUCUUCUCAGGUAGCAGGGCGCAUUUCCAGGCAGGGAGGGUCUGUUGUCCUCCCCAGAAAGUCUUAGAGAAAAACAUCCGUUCCCAUCUUCCUCAAAGGUAAAAAGACAUGCCAGCUCCUCUGUAGUGUCCACGUGGGUGCCAGGCCGCAGCGGCUGCGUGUCUGCACAGCCUGGGACGGGCUUUGCGUCUGGGCCUGCAACAGAAGUGCACCCAACCAUUCCUGGCUCCCUCACCCCUUUUCUCUGUGGCUCCGAGGCCUGGAAGGAGGAGGCCCUGGUGAGGGGUUCCCUCUGCGUUCCAUCCGCCAUUGGGGAGAGACUCCCAGGGUGGUGGUCUCUGAGCCUUGGUCGCCGUGCAUUAUCUCCUCUUCUCCAGGUCACUUGUGGAGGCCGCCUGAGUCAAAUUUGUCCCACCAGACUGGGCCUCUGGGCCUGCUGUUUCUUUUCAUCCAGUGACCAAGCUCAGAUCUUGGACUUAAAAGAAAAAGUCUCUUAACUUCCUGGAGCUGGGAUGCACCUUCUGCAUGGUGUUCAGAAAACCGGUCUCCACAGCCCCUCACACUGUAGGUGGGGAGCUGGGGCAUGUUUCUCGAGAAGCUCCCGCUCUUUCUUGCUCUGCUUUCCCGUGCGGGCCAGGCCCGAGUCCGCUGUCCCUGAAAAGCAGAAGAGGGCUUCCCAGUUCUGGCUUCAGGAUCCACCCCGUGCGAGCGGCCUGGAGGGCGUCACCGGGCAGGACACGUGGUCACCUGGUCGCAGCACCACUCUUUUGGAACAGCGGGCUCUUGGGACAUUUACAUAGGCUAGAGUCCCCUCGAUCUGGGUCCCAGGAGACAGCCACCCAUGCAAGCCUGGCUGUGGUGUGGUGCGGAGGGGCCCACCUCCCAGCUGCUCCUUUCUCUUGUGUCCAGCUGGACUCGUCCUUUGGCUCUGCCCGAAAGAUUAAUUAGGGAGAUCCGUGGAAGCGUCUGCUCGCUGUGGUCAGCUGGGACACCCAGAGAUGGGUGUAUUUAUUUGCUCAGGGCAGGCAGCCUGUGGUAAGCAGGGGUCAGAGGUAACGGGCACACUUUGUCACAUUCACCACUGGCUUUAUUUAAAGUGGUGGCUUGGAGUCCUGGGCCUUGACCCCUAAAGACUUUUCAUAACAGAUGUUAAGAGCAGGGGAAGCCAUCCACUGGCCGUGGACCACACCCCAGGGGAACGCCACGGCCUUCCAGGGACCUGCACACCUGUCUCUCCAGGGGACUUGACAAGGGUCCCUGAGGCCAAGGGAUGUCAGCGCCCUCCCUGCAGGCCCCUGACUUUUACUUUGUGGUUCUAUGAAAACCGUGUUCACACUUUUCACUCUAUUGUAACCACAACAGGGCAGUUGCAUCCGGCAUGUCAGUGUCCUGCCCUGGGCAGCUCGCCCGCCCGGGCAUACUCCCUCUGGUCUGGCCACCCACCAAGAGGUAGAAGAGCCACCAGCUUAAAAUCUCUUCAUUUUCUUUG